CAGGUACUUCCCAAGGUAUACGGAUACUGCGUGGUCGAGCAGACAAAAUUCUGCCGUCUUGACAGUUGGGAGACCCUCGCAUCCGAAGUGGUUACGGCAGGGUAGCUUUUCGUCUCGUGUACCUCCUCCCUCCACUGCGCCUUUUUUCCAGGCAACUGCAGAUUUUCCUGUAUUUUGGCAACUGUCAGCACGCUGCGAUAAUAAUCCUUGGCCAGUGGAGAAACCACAAAGUUAACACCAUUCCUUUUGCUGCGCGAUUCUUAGCAUGUCCUUUCUGCCUGUUCCACUCGCUUCCCUGUGGGCGGGAACGCAAGAAGGCCUGCAAAGUCUAGCGGGCACAGCACAGAGCCAGGACUGGGCGCACCUUGCAGAAUACCUGAUGCUGCCAGUCUCCAAAUACCUGUGGUUGUUCCCCGACAACGUGAAGAGUGGAGUGGCCCUCACCGCCGCCCAGCAGGGAGACAGGCUUUUCCCAUCCUCGCAUCACUUGGUCUACGGGGUGUGGGUGGCUGUGGUCCUAUGUUUUUUGCGGGCAGUUUUGGACCGG
This is a messenger RNA of Nannochloropsis gaditana CCMP526, 547 nucleotides long. RefSeq lists its product as uncharacterized. The record is from RefSeq and is a predicted model, not a curated record. The transcript is spliced from 2 exons. The annotation marks the transcript as partial.